Molecule: messenger RNA, 1125 nt
Organism: Lottia gigantea (owl limpet)
Lineage: Eukaryota; Metazoa; Mollusca; Gastropoda; Lottiidae
Exons: 3
Coding region: 1-1125 (374 amino acids)
Biological process (GO): transmembrane transport
Cellular component (GO): membrane
Molecular function (GO): transmembrane transporter activity
Source: RefSeq, a predicted model, not a curated record
AUGACUGAUAAAGAUGUGCCUAGAAAAAUAGAAAAAGAGACCACCACAAUGAUCUUAUAUUUGAACAUUGCCACAGCUUUUCCUGCCAUCAUACCAACUGUGUUUCUAGGAGGAUUGUCUGAUCGUCAUGGUAGAAAGGUUGUGUUGUUGAUAGCUAUAUCAGGAAGUUUGCUCCGUGCCAUUGUCUACAUUAUAGUGAUUAAUUUCAGACUUAAUAUCCAUUUCUUAUUCAUUGGAAAUGCUCUUGAAGGACUAUCAGGAAGUUUUGGAACUUGUUUAAUGGCAAUGUUCAGUUUGAUUGCUGAUAUUACAGAACCAGGACCAAAAAGAGCUGUUAGAAUCACUGCAUUAGAGGCCAUGUUGGCUAUUGCGUCUGCUUCUGGAUUGCUGAUUGCUGGUUACUGGGUGGGAAUGAGAGGAUAUUUUGAACCAAUGACAUUUGCCACAUGUCUUUUAGGUUUAGCGUUUAUUUUCACAUCAUUAUGCAUUCCAGAAACUCUUAGGGUUGAAAACAAAACUCCAUUUUCUCUCAAAAUCUUUAAAAAUUGUGUGCAGCUGUACACAAAAGAUACUGCAAAUCAUCGAAGAUGGAAACUAAUAAUUUGUCUGAUUUCAUUUUUUCUUGUGAUAUCCAUUGGACUUUCUCGUGUCUCACUGACCACUUUAUAUUUAUUGGAUGCUCCGUUCUGUUGGCCACAAACCAAGAUAAACCUAUAUUAUUCUUCAACUGUACUUGUCAACUGGAUUUCCAUAUUAAUCUUUGUAAAAUGGUGUGGUCCAAGUAUGUCUGAGAGAACGCCUGCUAUACUAGGAUGUGUAUCUAGUGUUGGAUCAUUGAUACUGUUAGGUAUUGCUGUUGAAGAUGUCUACAUCUAUGCCUCUGCUGCUGUCGGAAUUAUAGGAGAUGUUGUGUCACCAGCUUUAAGAUCUAUGAUGUCACAUCAAGUAUCACCAGUUGAACAAGGUAUAUUGUUUGCUAGUGUUGGAGUGAUAGAAUUAAGUUGUACAGCAAUAAUUGGCUCAGCAGCAACAUUAAUUUAUAAUCUAACAAUAGAAUUUUUUAGUGGUGUGGUAUUUCUAUGUAUGGCUGGUUUGAUAUUUAUUGUGUUUGUUCUGUUGAUGUAA